AUAUUGGAUGUCUCUUAGUCACAUCAGAGUAUUCAGCAGUUCAUUUCUGAGCUCUGACUUCUUUGAAUGAAGCCAGAGCUCUGGGUAACAUCUUCAGAUAGAGAGAGAGAAAGAGGCUUUUGGACCUCCUGAACACAGGGAGCCGAGAGAAUGGUGCGGGAAGAGAAAGCAGAAUCCUGCUUCCAUGUGAGGCUCUGGUGUAUCCUGGUACUUUGCUUAGUCCUCCUCAGUGCAUGUUUCAUUGUGAGCUGUGUGGUGACUUAUUAUUUUACAUAUGGCAACAUUGGCAAAAGGCUGUCUGAACUGCACACACACCAUUCAAAUCUAACCUGCUUCAGUGAAGGGACAAGGGUGACAGGAAAGAUUUGGGGAUGUUGCCCAGGUACCUGGAAGCCGUUCAGCUCCAGCUGCUACUUUAUUUCUUCUAAAGAGAAUUUCUGGGCUAAGAGUGAGCAGAACUGCGUUGGGAUGGGAGCUCACUUGGUGGUGAUCAACACAGAAGCAGAGCAGGAUUUCAUUAUCCAGCAGCUGAAUAAAACAUUUUCUUAUUUUCUGGGACUCUCAGACCCACAAGGGAAUGGCAAUUGGCAAUGGAUUGAUCAGACACCUUACAAGGAAAAUGUCAGAUUUUGGCACCAAAAUGAACCCAACUUUUCUGCAGAGGAAUGUGCUUCAGUUGUUUUCUGGGAUGAGAGAGGAUGGGGCUGGAACGAUGUUUUCUGUGAUUCUAAAAGGAAAUCAAUAUGUGAGAUGAAGAAGAUUUACCUAUAAGUGGAACUUUAUUCACUAACAUCUUUAAAAUUUAGACCCAUUGUAAAAAUGUAAUUUUCUUUUGUAACUUAGAUAAUCCUUAUCAUAUCAGGUCAUGGGGAUAUUCUGAUGCCUUUCUCUCUUCAGUUCGUCCUCUUCUAUUAACCUCUUUUCCACUAAUCUUAGGAUGAGCUUUCCUUUAUUAUUAUUAUUUUUUUGUUUAGUUUGUUAUUCAUUCUUUUCUUCUCUUUUCUUCAUACCUCUUUUCAACAUUCCUUGUUCCAGAUAUUGUACUAUUUUGUCUAUUAAAAGGCUUUGUUGUUGUUUCGUUGCUAAA
This is a messenger RNA of Odocoileus virginianus texanus, 1087 nucleotides long. Its product is annotated as C-type lectin domain family 6 member A. NCBI's taxonomy places the organism in Eukaryota, Metazoa, Chordata, Mammalia, Artiodactyla, Cervidae. The record is from RefSeq and is a predicted model, not a curated record. Gene Ontology annotation, molecular function: signaling receptor activity.